Molecule: messenger RNA, 1257 nt
Organism: Aspergillus alliaceus
Lineage: Eukaryota; Fungi; Ascomycota; Eurotiomycetes; Eurotiales; Aspergillaceae
Product: glycoside hydrolase family 75 protein
Exons: 6
Coding region: 83-973 (296 amino acids)
Molecular function (GO): chitosanase activity
Source: RefSeq, a predicted model, not a curated record
GUUCUUUUGCAUUCUCCAUACCUCUCUCCCUCUCCCUCUCUCUCACUCACAGGUGGCUUCUGACUUUAACACGGUAUUAACUAUGACGUUGAAGAAUACCGGGAUUCUGGUGACUCUAUACCUUUCGCUCUGUGGCUAUGGGCGGAGUAAAUCGGCAGAUAUGUCUGCUUUUAAUCGCCCUAAUGCUGGACCUCCAGCAACAUAUUUUGCUGCAGCAGAUUCAGUGCCGGCUUCGGUCCUUCAGGCAGCGGCAGCGGCAGCAAGCGUAGUCCCCAAGGAUGCGAUUUAUCUUUUUAGCCUGGAAAAUUCCGAGAAGUCCAUAAUACACAGCGACUGGCUGUCCUUUAAAGAGGGGGCCGCCCUCUCGUGGGUGGCCGACAUGGACGUGGAUUGCGAUGGAGUGAAUCACAAAUGCGACGGAAAUGGAGAUGGCCAACCACAGACGAACUGGGGAGCGCUGUCAGCAUAUGCAGUGCCUUACAUUGUGAUCCCCGAUAUGUUCCUGGCUGCAAAUAAGGAUAUCCUACCAGGGAAUAAUGUGGCCGCAGUGAUUUGUGGUGGCAAGAUGUUCUACGGCGUUCUGGGCGACUCAAACGGGGAUAACCCCCAAAUUACGGGGGAAGCCUCGUGGCUGAUGGCUAGGACGUGCUUCCCUAAGGAGGAUCUACAAGGGAACAAUGCGCAUUCACCGAAAGACGUCACCUAUAUCCUGUUCACCGGCAAGGAGGCCGUUCUUCCAGAUACCGCCAUCAACAAGAAUUAUAUUACAGAUUUCGACACGCUGAGGUCGAUGGGCGAUAAGUUUGCCAGGGCUCUAGCCUCGAAUUUGGCCACACCGACUACAGUCAGCACUGCAACUGCAACCACAACCGCAGGCGAUUCUGCAGCGGCAAUGUCAAGGGUCGGACAAGAAGGUCGAAUGAUGAUGAUCGCUCUGAUGGUCUGGGCUGUAAUGGUCACGAUUACUCUGUGACCAGCAGGUGGCUACGAUGGUGAAUACACCGUCGAAUGCGAUUGAUAGUGUAACGAUACCUAAUAUCUUGGCUACUUCUCUUAGAGUUACAGUCGCUGGCAAGUCAUGGAGGAUUCUUCAAUGACUAUUGUGUCCUGUCAGCCAUUGUAUGCAUAGUACAAUUGCUUUGCUGUGGAACAAGGGUGUCCUGUUGCAUACGUCUUAGAAAAUAGGGGAAUGCGAAGGGAAACAGGCAUGACAAUCUACCUAACUUGUACUUAUGAAAAUGUACAGCUAAAACUUAA